CAACCCAUUAACGCUUUACGACUCAUUCAAAUAAUCACUAUACACAGAUGACGACUGUUUGUAUUCUUUUAAAAUUAUAUAGCAAUUAGCAACCACUACUGGUUUAGAGCCAUUUCCAGGAAAAGGCACGCAGCAUCCAUAAGUGGUUUAGGCAAUCACGCAGAUUAGAUAUACCAAGAAUGUCAGCUGAAUUCCCUCAGGCCAUAAACAAAUAAAAAAAAAAAGAAAAAGGAAAAAGGAACGUAUUAAGAAAAGAUCCUUUAUAAAAACAAAUCCGCGACCCAAACCAACUACAAGUCUACAACCAGAUCCCUUAAUACGGAAAUUUUGAAAGCAGACUCUCCGCUCAUGAGUCAUGGUGCUGCCUAAGGUCAUAUUCUGUACCGCGGUCUCUGUAGCCACACUAGCGGUUAUCCUCUUGGCCGUAGUCUCACCGGUCUCCCACAGGAAGGCACAAAAGCAGCAGGCGAGCCCUUGGUUGGCCCUCUCCCUCUACAUCCAACAGCCACACACUACAGUUCCCAGCAAGCAGCCCGCAUCACCAUCUCACCGUGGAGCAUUCUUAUUCCAUCACACACUUACGGAAGGGCCUGAAAACACCUCACGGGUCAUUGGGAAAGCUCAAGGCUUCAUCAUUCCAGUCGAGGACUUCGCGCAUUCUGUAUUCAACAUCAUAUAUCUAACUUUCGACACACCAGAGUACUACGGUAGCCUUGGUGUCCAAGCUAAGAAUGUAGGCUACAAGGACAGAGAAGAGUUUAUGGUGGUCGGAGGGACAGGAUCCUUUGCCUUCGCACGUGGACUUGCUGUUUUUGCGCAUACAGAUCGUCAACCAUCCGAUGUGGGUGCUAUGUACCACCUGAAGCUGCGACUGAAACUCCCCAAUCCAACUGAAAGGAUUCCACGAUGAAGCCAGAUCAAUAUUUCGGUCCAUUCAUUUUUUUACUUAAUCUUUUUUUUUUUUGUAUGAUACCAAGGAUCAGCCCGAACAACAGAGAUUUUUGCGGUUAGCUCCCAUGCAGCUUUGUUCAGAAAAUUUGCCUUUCGAAUAACCUCCCGUUCAGAAUCAUUGUGUGUGCCAUCAUACAAUUCUUCCUCCAAGCAGCGAACUAGACAAUCAGCCAAUAUGUGGGUACAUCUGACGCAUCCCCCACGCCAAAAGCCAAGGACGCACAGCAUACGCACCACACCAUGACGGCAUGACCAAUUUUCCCACUUGGUAUAUUUUCUCUAAUUGCUGCUCUGCCCGCAAGCUGACAGGUGGACAAAUAUCGCCAGCUUUAUUAAAAUGCUUCCCAGUCCCAGAGAUCAUUAAUAGUUACUGUCCGUCCUCAUAGUAUUUCAAACGAGGAAAAUUGAAAAAUCUCCGACCAGGCAAAACCAUCACAUGUCAACUACAGAGAGCUUUGCUGCAGAAAACUCGAGCUAAAAUGUUCUUAUUUAUCUUUCUUUAGAGGGUAGCUUCAACACUAAACCUUCGGUAAAUAAGAACAAGGCCCACCAUUUAAUGGGUUCAUAUGAUCGAAUAAUUGGAUCUUAGUAAUGUCCAUUUUUUAGAUGGUGCCAAAACAACGUUACAACCAUGAACCAUGCUAAUUUUUGUUUUGGUACACAGGAUAAUAUUGCAUGUGGACUCUUGAUACGCCCUCGUUGACUGUCUCGUAUAUAUAUAGUUUUAUCCAUUUUAGCUCCAGCCUUUUGUAACAUCACUCAAAACGUUUAAAGUCUUAGAUGAAUAUGCUUCACGAAUAAAAGAUCCCUCCUAUUGAGGUGAUGAGAUUUCUCUGCAAGCAAAAAACUUGAUACACUCUGCAAGCAUGGAAUCCCACCGACAUUGGAGACAUCUCCUCAUGAACUUAAAAGGUCCCGAUCUGCUCACAACAAAAAAUUAUCUCAACACAUGAUCUGUAUCCGCAUUUUGCAAACAUGAUGGAUCCCAGUCUCAUGGUGAGAUGUGCAGACACAGAAGCAUAUCCCAGCUCUGAAUUUAAUAUACAUGCACGGGAGAUGUUUGCAGGGGUCCGUUAGCAAGAAGCCAAGAACAUUAUGUAGCAUCCAAAAUGCCAAAUUUUAAAUCAGAGAAACUACAUAAACAAUUUCUCUUCAACGUUUGGAUUUAAAAUGUGAAGGACAUGUUGACCGCAUAAACAGAGGCCGUCGUAGUUUAACAAAAGAAAAUUUAUAUAUAUGGUGAACCUCUGCAAAGCUCCACUGCCUCCUCUUCUCCAUCCUAAUCCUUUCCUUCCAAA
Molecule: messenger RNA, 2249 nt
Organism: Nelumbo nucifera (sacred lotus)
Lineage: Eukaryota; Viridiplantae; Streptophyta; Magnoliopsida; Proteales; Nelumbonaceae
Product: Disease resistance-responsive (dirigent-like protein) family protein
Source: RefSeq, a predicted model, not a curated record